CCAUACACUAUUUUUGCACCAUCCGAUGAAUCUUUUCAGAAGAUCUUACCAAAUGAAAUGGCGCGAAUAAGGAGAGAUCCAAAAGCUCUUGCUGGCCAAACACAUGUGUUGUUGAAGAAAUUCCUGGAACAAAUAAGAAGUUUUGGACAGAAUGUAAAUAUUGGAUGCAUCGUGAAGUUUGUGGAACGAAAACAGUGAUACGUUACGAAUGUUGCGAAGGUUUUCAACAAGUCAGAGGAAAGCCUGGAUGCAGCGGAGUGAAACCUAUGCUCAACCUUCUGGAAACAAUGGUGGAAUUAGGAGCCACUAAAUUUGUGGAUUAUGCUAUCCAAGCAGGUUUAGCAGACCGUCUAAGAUUGCCCGGAGAGGCAAUGACUGUUUUUGUUCCAACGAACCAAGCCUUUAAGAGUUUAAAUUCUAUCCAGAGAGCUGCAUUAGAACGUAGUUUGAGAAAUCCUAAUUCUUCGUAUUUACUUUAUCAUAUGGUGGGAAAGAAAUUGCUUUCUCGAGAUUUUGAAGCGGAUCAAGAAAUUUCAAGUUUAAACAGAGGAGAUAUUUUAAGAGUAAAUAGGUAUUCCAAUGGCAUGAUGACGGUGAAUUGUAAGCCGGUCAUCCGGAAAGAUCAUCAUGCUACAAAUGGUAUUGUACAUGUCAUAGACGAAGUAUUAAUACCACCAGGAAAAUACGAAAGAUUAUCUAUACCAGAGUUAAUAAUAGAAGAUGGUAGGUUUAGAGAACUUUCUAGUGCUAUGGUUCAAUCGGAGCAUGUCAAUGAAUUACGACGAGGAGGGCCAUACACUAUUUUUGCACCAUCCGAUGAAUCUUUUCAGAAGAUCUUACCAAAUGAAAUGGCGCGAAUAAGGAGAGAUCCAAAAGCUCUUGCUGCUCUCUUACAAAAUCACGUGGUUCCUACUGUCAUCUGUUUGCCAGCUCUUACCGAUAAACAUAAAAUGAAAACCUUGGGUGGUCAAGACAUAACUUUUGAAUGCAAUAAAACAGGAACAUAUGUCAACGGUGCAAAACUUACUUCAGAAACUAUGUUAAGUUCUAAUGGUGUCAUCAAUAUAAUUUCUGACGUUUUAAUACCGGAUAGAGUUCGGAGUGUUUUAGAACUAAUAGAAAAGAAGGAAUAUAAUUUAACGGCAUUCUCUUCACUAGUUCGUUCUGCAAAUUUGCAUAAUUUGCUAGAUCAUCCAAAUGUUACAUUAACCGUUUUUGCACCGACUGACGAAGCAUUUGAACAGUUAUCUCAGCACGAAUUGGAAGAAUAUACUUCGACUACAGAGAAGUCUAGACAUCUUCUCAAUCAUCAUAUCAUACACGGGAGAUAUACGACAGAUAUCAUGUCAGACAAUCAAAUAGUUGAGACAUAUGAAAGCCGAUCUGAAUUGAGGCUUAAAGUUUACAGAAAAAAAAUUGAACAGAAUAAUUUACUGAAACUACUGAAAAUGCCCUCCGCGGACUCCGAUACACAACUGAAUUCUCGUCAGGUCAGACCUCGAAAACGAACUCUCUUACAAAAUCACGUGGUUCCUACUGUCAUCUGUUUGCCAGCUCUUACCGAUAAACAUAAAAUGAAAACCUUGGGUGGUCAAGACAUAACUUUUGAAUGCAAUAAAACAGGAACAUAUGUCAACGGUGCAAAACUUACUUCAGAAACUAUGUUAAGUUCUAAUGGUGUCAUCAAUAUAAUUUCUGACGUUUUAAUACCGGAUAGAGUUCGGAGUGUUUUAGAACUAAUAGAAAAGAAGGAAUAUAAUUUAACGGCAUUCUCUUCACUAGUUCGUUCUGCAAAUUUGCAUAAUUUGCUAGAUCAUCCAAAUGUUACAUUAACCGUUUUUGCACCGACUGACGAAGCAUUUGAACAGUUAUCUCAGCACGAAUUGGAAGAAUAUACUUCGACUACAGAGAAGUCUAGACAUCUUCUCAAUCAUCAUAUCAUACACGGGAGAUAUACGACAGAUAUCAUGUCAGACAAUCAAAUAGUUGAGACAUAUGAAAGCCGAUCUGAAUUGAGGCUUAAAGUUUACAGAAAAGCUGUAGGAGUUGAAACGGCUAUUGUAAAAAAAUCAAAUAUUGAAGGACAGAACGGCGUAUUGCAUAUCAUUGAUAGAGUGCUUACACCUCCAAAGUUAAAUAUCAUUGAAAUGUUAGAUAAUAAUAAAGAAUUCAGUAUGUUUUCUGAGGCUGUUCGAAGAGUCAGAGAAACCGAACCUUACUUUCUAGAGAGGAAUGGAAAUCCUUACUCAACAUUCACAAUAUUUGCUCCAACUGAUGAGGCUUUUAAAGAGUUGGGCAGCCGGAAAUUGGAAUCUAUAAUGGGAAGCAAUAAAAAAUUAAAAAAGGUGAUUAUGAAUCAUGUUGUGGAUAAUAUGAUGUCGUCAGGUUCUUUCAGCACGUCUAAAGUUUAUUACAAUGUUCGCACAGAAUAUCAGACUGUGAAUGUUCAUAAAAAGAAAGGGCAUUUGAUGGUAAACGGUGCACACGUUAUUAAAUCCGAUAUGUUGACAAAGGAUGGCAUUGUUCAUUGUAUAGAUCAAGUGCUUAUGCCGGAAGACAGGAGAAGAUCGUGAGCAAUUACUGCAUCCCUUCCGAUAAGGAGCAAAAUCACAUAUUUAUACUUUAUAUAUUUGUUACUUCUAAAGUUCGACGUUAUAUUUUGUUGUUUUAUUUUUAUUUUUUUCAAAGUGGUGAUUAUUGUGCAUUAUCAUUGUCAUUAUUAUUUUUCAUUUAAUGUUACUAAAUUUGCCAAAAUCGUAAAAUGGGUGCUAUUAUUUAAAUGCUAUAUAAGUAUAUAAUGCUUAUUACAGAUAUAUCGAUGCAUUAUUUAAUGUAUUAGCACAAAAAUUUUAAAUGUGCAUGAGCAAUUAUAAAUUUUAACUU
This is a messenger RNA of Centruroides sculpturatus (bark scorpion), 2883 nucleotides long. RefSeq names its product transforming growth factor-beta-induced protein ig-h3-like. Gene Ontology annotation, molecular function: protein binding. The record is from RefSeq and is a predicted model, not a curated record. The coding region runs from base 165 to 2573 and encodes 802 amino acids. NCBI's taxonomy places the organism in Eukaryota, Metazoa, Arthropoda, Arachnida, Scorpiones, Buthidae. The transcript is spliced from 14 exons.